UGAGCGCCCUUAAGAAUCAUGACAUUUGAGCAGACGAUUCUAAGAGUGUUGUUGUGGGAAAAAACCUCUCUACCUUGUGUACAGCACGUUUGAAUCUGUGAAGAAUGAAACCGGCGGAUGUAUAUAUUGUUAGUGCUACAAGAACCCCUAUUGGGUCCUUUUGUGGGAAACUCUCGUCAUUUCGAGGUAGCGAAUUAGGUUCCAUCGUUAUUCAAGAUGCCUUGAAACGAUGUUCUAUUAACCCGGAAGAUGUUUCGGAAGUCAUUAUGGGACAGAUUCUGACUGCAUUAGAGGGACAGAAUCCUGCCCGUCAAGCUGCCUGCAAUGCAGGCAUUCCAUACUCUGUGCCAGCGUACACUGUUAAUAUGCUGUGUGGUUCAGGCCUUAAGGCAGUCAUGCUAGCAGCCCAGUCCAUCCAGCUUGGUUCGUCUUCAGUAGUAGUGUGUGGAGGACAAGAGUCCAUGAGCCGUGUUCCUCAUGCUAUUUUGAUGAGGCCUGGCAUCAAAAUGGGCAAUGGAACACUGAAUGAUACAAUGAUACACGAUGGUCUCACUGAUGCUUUCAACCAUUAUCAUAUGGGAGUUACAGCGGAAAAUAUUGCCAAACAAUACCAAAUAUCUCGUCAACAGCAGGAUGAGUAUGCUGUGCAGUCACAGCAACGGACGGAGGAAGCCAAAAAAGCCAAUAGAUAUCAAGCGGAAAUAGUACCCGUCACAGUCAAAGAUCGCAAGGGUGAUAUUAUAGUAAAAGAUGACGAGUUUCCGAGACCCGACACCAGCCUAGCAUCUCUUUCGAAACUUCGACCGGCGUUUGCAGCUCAGGAUGGUACGGUAACGGCAGGCAAUUCUUCGGGUUUAAAUGACGGAGCUGCAGCGCUUGUUCUAGUAUCAGCAUCCGAAAUGGAAAAACGCUCGUUGAAACCCCUCGCCCGUGUUGUUUCUUACAGUCAAAUAGGCCUCGACCCAUCGGUCAUGGGCUUGGGCCCAGUUCAAGCGGUUCGCGAGGCCGUCGCCAAAGCCGAAUGGACUUUGGAUAGCGUUGAUUUGUUCGAGUUGAACGAAGCCUUCGCUGCUCAGGCCGUGUCUGUGAUACACCAGCUGGGUAUCGACCCAAAUAAGAGCAACGUGAAUGGUGGCGCAAUCGCACUGGGUCAUCCUGUCGGAGCAUCCGGCGCACGAGUUCUUGUCUCGCUAGUUCACUCAAUGGUCGAUCGACAAGCACAACGAGGCGUUGCCGCGUUGUGCGUCGGCGGUGGCAUGGGAGUUGCCAUGUGUAUCGAACGCUGUUGACUUUCAUCAGAUGAAAUCUCGCACCUAGUGCCAUGACUCUAGCUAGUUGAAUUUCCAUUUAGAGCUUUAAAACUUUCUUUUUUUCUUUCAGAAACACAAACAAAUACAUUGUUGAAUUUA
Messenger RNA from Daphnia magna, 1409 nucleotides. It is a transcript of the gene Acat2, whose product is annotated as acetyl-CoA acetyltransferase, cytosolic. The coding region runs from base 105 to 1289 and encodes 394 amino acids. The transcript has 6 exons. NCBI's taxonomy places the organism in Eukaryota, Metazoa, Arthropoda, Branchiopoda, Diplostraca, Daphniidae. Gene Ontology annotation, biological process: fatty acid beta-oxidation. The record is from RefSeq and is a predicted model, not a curated record. Gene Ontology annotation, molecular function: acetyl-CoA C-acetyltransferase activity.